AUGCAGAGCAAUUACUCCCUGGUUGUCACCACCAGGGAAAGUCUCCAAGUCCUGUCUACAGCACUGACAAACUCAUCAGCUGUGUCACACUCAUCCCCUCCUUGCCCCCUUACCUCUUCAAAUUAUCAGUUUUCACUGAUUCCAGCCCUCUUCUCUGCAGUUUUUGUUCUUGGCUUGGUUGGUAACAGCGUGGUGGUUGUGGUGCUCUGUCGUCACACUGGCCCCAAGACAGUUGCUAAUAUCUACAUUUUCAACCUGGCCAUGGCAGACCUGCUGUGCCUGGCCACCCUUCCCUUCUGGGCCACCUACUAUGCUCAGGGAUACAACUGGCUCUUCGGGUCUCUCAUGUGCAAGAUCUCCAGCUCUGUCCUGUGUCUGAAUAUGUUUGCAAGUAUUUUUUUCAUUACGUGCAUGAGCGUGGACCGGUACCACGCCAUUGUCCACCCUAUUCACUCCCAGAGGAGAACUCCACAGCAAGCUUAUUUUGUGGCAUUGGUGGUGUGGGGCCUCGCCUGCUUGUCCUCCCUCCCAACUUUUUAUUUCCGAGACACUUACUAUGUUGAAAGUUUGGAGGUCAAUGCUUGCAUUAUGGCUUUUCCUUAUGAGAACUAUGCUCAAUGGUCUGUGGCAACAGCCUUCCUGAAAAACACCCUGGGCUUCUUCAUCCCCUUGGCAGUGAUCACCACGUGCUACAUCUCGAUCAGGAGGCACUUGCUUAAAGCACAGCAGUUUGGGAAGAGCAGGCAGAAGAGGGACAAGGUCCUGAAGCUGGUGGCUGCUGUUGUCAUUGCCUUCCUGAUCUCCUGGCUGCCAUUCCACGUUCUGACGUUUCUGAACGCGCUGGCUCACAUGGAGGUCAUUGCCAGCUGUGCGGUGGUGGGGCUCAUCGACACGGCGCUGCCCUUCGGCAUCUGCAUGGCCUUUGCCAACAGCUGCACCAACCCCCUGCUCUACUGCUUCAUUGGCAACCAGUUCCAGGAGAAGCUGCACCGCCUGUUCAAGAGGAGGGUGCACCAGCUCAGCAGCCACCGCGAGAGCUCCUCUGCCAGGAGGGGCAGCUGCUUCAGAGAGCCUGAAACCCCCGUGGGCAAAGAAGGGGAACCCGAGUCCUUCCUCUAG
Melospiza georgiana is the source of this 1119-nucleotide messenger RNA. It is a transcript of the gene AGTR2, whose product is annotated as angiotensin II receptor type 2. Gene Ontology annotation, biological process: immune response; G protein-coupled receptor signaling pathway; blood vessel diameter maintenance. Gene Ontology annotation, molecular function: angiotensin type II receptor activity. The transcript has a single exon. Gene Ontology annotation, cellular component: membrane. The record is from RefSeq and is a predicted model, not a curated record. NCBI's taxonomy places the organism in Eukaryota, Metazoa, Chordata, Aves, Passeriformes, Passerellidae. The coding region runs from base 1 to 1119 and encodes 372 amino acids.